AUGCGGAAAGAAGGUAAAUGUAAGUUCUUGGUGUUGGCGCUGAAAACCCUUCUACAUACCCUCCCCAUCAAGCUACGCGCCAUCUACGACGCUGGUUUUACGCAAGUCGAAGUUGGUCUUCCGGAUCUUGAGACAUAUGCUCAUCAAGAAUUCAACGGAGAUUAUAAUAAGCUGGAUGAAGGGGGCAAGGGCGACCUCGACAAGCUGUGCGAGGCUGCAAAGAAAGUGAGGGGUUUGUGCCACGAGCUGGGCAUAGAAGUUCUUGUCGUGCAUCCAUUCUCGACAUACGAAGGGUAUGGGGAUGCACAGAAGAAAAAGCAAGGUUUGGGUCGAGCGCAAGCCUGGUUUAGAGUACUGAGGGUUGGUUCCUCAGACGACCCCGACUCUAGCUGCGACUUCGAUGUUAUCGCAAGAGACCUGUGCGAGCUCGCCGAUUUGGCGGCAAAGCAGGACCCACCGAUCCGUAUCGCGUAUGAGAUGUGGGCUUGGGGCGUGCAUGUAAAUACGUGGGAAAACACCUGGGAUAUCUGCAGACGCGUCGAUAGACCAAACUUCGGUGUCUGUCUUGAUACUUUUCAAAUAUGUGCGCGCGCGUACGCCUCUCCAGUUUCAUCAUCUCGUGUGCUACCAGAUGCACAGAAAAAGCUGCAAGCUUCACUCAUCAACCUGAGCAAGACCGUUCCAGCCUCCAAGAUCUUUUACUUCCAGAUCUUCGAUGGCUCCAAGAAUGCUGGAUCUUUGGACAUGUUCGCAGCGGGGCUGGGUGCAGGAACCGUCCUGGGCGGGUUUGGCGGGUAUCUACCUGUCCUAGACGUCAUCAGGGAGGUGCUGAGGACGGGAUGGCGCGGUCCAUGGUCGUAUGAGGUGUUUUAUGGGGAGAGUAUGGGUAAGGACGAUGUUGGAGUGCCGCGUUUCUGGACGAUGGUCGUAAAGAAAUGUUACACCAAGGUAAUUGAGACGUUGAGGAAGGGUAUGUGAGGUCUGGGAUCAUGGGUGUUACAAGUUUUCGCGUAAACACAGAUUCGUUCUACCAGGUUCAAGUGCGAGCGCUUUAUACACUGUGGGGCUGACGAGGGCUGGCGUG
This is a messenger RNA of Phanerochaete carnosa HHB-10118-sp, 1084 nucleotides long. RefSeq lists its product as uncharacterized. The transcript is spliced from 7 exons. The coding region runs from base 1 to 978 and encodes 325 amino acids. The record is from RefSeq and is a predicted model, not a curated record. NCBI's taxonomy places the organism in Eukaryota, Fungi, Basidiomycota, Agaricomycetes, Polyporales, Phanerochaetaceae.